GGUGUUGCGGCGUGCGCUCGUCGCGUGUCUGUGGCCAUCUUGCCAUGCGGCCAUCACCGUCCCAGUCUUUCCCGUGCAUCAACAUAAGCGAUGCCUCCCAAAAAAGAGAAGAAGCCUGCUGCCCCUCCUGCUGCUGCUGGUGGAAAGCCAGCAGCUGGGGCUAAGCCAGCUGCUGGAGCCAAACCAGCAGCAGGUGCUAAACCAGCAGCUGGUGCCAAACCAGCAGCAGGAGCCAAACCAGCAGCAGGAGCCAAACCAGCAGCAGGAGCCAAACCAGCAGCAGGAGCUAAACCAGCAGCAGGGGCUAAAUCAGCAGCUGGAGCCAAACCAGCAACAGGGGCAAAGGGAACUGGAGCAAAAGGAGCUGCAGGAGCAAAAGGAGCAGCUGGAGCGAAAGGUGCAACUGGAGGAAAACCAGCAGGUGGGCCAAAGGCAGCCUCUGGUGGAAAGCCAGCUGCAGGUGCCACAGGAGGUGCCACAGGUGCAAAGAAAGCUGCACCCAAAGCAACUCCUGCUAAACCUGCAACUGGAGCUAAGAGACCAGCAGGUUCUGGAGCCAAGGGACCUGCAGCCAAGAAAGCUGCAGGUGCUGGUGCUGGUGCACCCAAGAAAGGGGUACCUAAGAAGCCUGGAGCAAAGGGACCAGCUGGAAAGGGUCCUGCUGCAAAGGCUGGAGUGAAAGGAGCUGCUGCCAAGAAACCAGGAGUCAAGGGAACUGGAGCUAAGGGGACAGUAGGCAAGAAACCUCUAACAAAGGGAGCUGCCGGUGCUCGUCCUAAGGUUGGAGUAAAGAAGUUGACUGUUGCUGCCUCCAAGGAUAGAAAAGCAAAGGGAGGGAAGAUUGCUAAGAAGUUUGCAAUUAAGAGAGCCAUGAAAGUUGCUCUGAAGGUUGUAAAGGGAAUUCAUGGAACACGCGUUAAGAAAAUUAGGACCACAGUUCGGUUCCGCCGGCCUAAGACCCUGAAUUUGCCACGCAACCCCAAGUACCCUCGUCGCUCUGUUCCCCGCAAGAGCAAGUUGGAUGCUUUUAAUAUCAUCAAGUACCCCUUGACUACAGAAUCUGCCAUGAAAAAGAUUGAAGAUAACAACACACUAGUAUUUAUUGUUGACCGUCUUGCCAACAAGUAUCAGAUAAAAUCCUCAGUUAAGAAGCUGUACGAGAUUGAUGCUGCACGUGUUAACACACUUCACAGACCUGAUGGACUUAAAAAGGCAUAUGUGAAGCUUGCUCCUGACUAUGAUGCUCUUGAUGUCGCUAACAAGAUUGGUAUCAUCUAAGUAUUGUAGUUUACAUUAAAGAAAAAAAAAAAAAAAAAA
Molecule: messenger RNA, 1317 nt
Organism: Procambarus clarkii (red swamp crayfish)
Lineage: Eukaryota; Metazoa; Arthropoda; Malacostraca; Decapoda; Cambaridae
Gene: RpL23A
Product: ribosomal protein L23A
Biological process (GO): ribosomal large subunit assembly; translation
Cellular component (GO): cytosolic large ribosomal subunit; ribosome
Molecular function (GO): rRNA binding; structural constituent of ribosome
Source: RefSeq, a predicted model, not a curated record